Molecule: messenger RNA, 1069 nt
Organism: Bombus huntii
Lineage: Eukaryota; Metazoa; Arthropoda; Insecta; Hymenoptera; Apidae
Product: quinone oxidoreductase-like protein 2
Exons: 6
Coding region: 171-806 (211 amino acids)
Cellular component (GO): mitochondrion
Molecular function (GO): oxidoreductase activity
Source: RefSeq, a predicted model, not a curated record
GAGUUUCUUUUGCUUAAUCGCUUGUGUUUGUAUUUCACUAUAUCAGAGACUUGUAGGAUAUCUGGAAAGUACCAUCGGAGGUGAAAUCUGUCGAUGCAGUGGGUUUACUCGAUGAUUAUAUUACAGCUUUAAUCGCAUUAGAAAGGAAGGUUAGCAUUCAAGAAGAAGAUAUGAUAUUAAUUAACGUGGGUUUAAGUGGCAUUGGAUUAGCUGCAGUUGAUCUUGCAACAAAUGUAUUCAAAGCUCAGGUAAUUAGCGUUUCUGCUACUGAAGAUGGGGCAGCUCUUGCUAGAGAAAAAGGUGUGCUUGCGUCUUUUAAAUAUAAAGAUAAAACAUUAUUGAAACAAAUCGAAGAGAUAGCUGCAGAUAAUGAUAUUACAGAAAUCUUUGAUGACGCAGAUGGUGAAUAUUUUAAAAAAGUGUUAAGUUGUUUUACUAAUAUUUACAAAAAUGAGACUACCAUAAAAGAUAUGUUGCGUGAUGAUAAUUUUGCAGUUGUGUUACACCACCUGUCCCGCGAAGGGAGAGUAAUAAUCGCUGGUUCAGCAGUAACUGUAGAAAAUAGUGACUCUGAUACGCAAAAGAAUGGCUUUUCCGUUAGUGGAUUUAACUUGAGGCAAUAUAGGAAGAAGAAGCCUGAGUCAUAUCGACAAGCAGGGGAUGAUAUCUUGCAAUUUAUCGACGAGGGUCUAAUUAAACCAGCUUGCUCAUUAACAGUUGGAUUACCAAAAAUAAAUGAUGCAUUGGACUUUAUUCUUAGCUGUAAAUCUGCAGGAAAAGUUAUUAUCAAUAUAAAAGAUAGGUAGGUUUAGCUCAAAUAAAUAAAUUAAUGAAAAAAUUUGCAUCGGUAUAAAUAAUGAAUAUCUAUUAAAAAUAUGUGCAAAGCUAUUUUACACUUUAUCGAAUAUAAAUAACACUGCAAACUUGAAUUAGAACUAUUUUUAAGGAUUAAUUAAGUACAUUAAGCUUUUCAUUUACGGCAUAAAAAUUAUAUUAAAAAUAAAUUGACUGUAUCUUUUGUAUAAUAUCUUUGAAUAAAUAUCUUUUUUUUACGAUGAUUGAAAAUGAG